AUGCAUCACUACCCAUUGGCUAAGGGCGACCCACUGUGCCCGCUGGGGUUCCACCCACAGGUGCGGUGGCCUACGCGCUGCAAACGGUGCUUCCGCGACUACAAGGAGCACGGCGGCCGCAAAAAGGAAGACGAUUUCACUGCGUCCACCCCUAGUCUCUCUUCUUGGAACUCGCCUGCGUCACGAAGUCGUGAUGACAAUGGCGCUGAAGUGGAGAAGACUGGAAGAGGUUGGGCUUCCAGCACAAACCUCACAACUGAUCCUUCCAAGAAAGACGCCUUCUCCACAGGGUUCAGCAGAACCAGCGCAUCGUGGACGUCGACGCCGGACUUGGGGACCAACGACUCCGACUCCACGACCGCCGUCACCGUCAGCCUCAAGCUACCCAAGCGGAGGCUCACCGGGCCGCUCCCGACCAUCGACACCGGCCAGACUCCAAACGUUACAACAUCGGACACGGUGACACUGCGACGACCGUCCCCAUCUCCGCCGCCCGCCGCCGCGUCUAUCGUUAUAUCCAAGAACGAUUCGCUCGCAGAACGCGUGCGCAAGAUGAACCUCUUGAAAAGUCAAAAUAGUUUUGAAAAAGAAUCUAGCAUAGAAAAAGAAAGAGAUAAGAGAAGUGUAUCCAGAAGUAGAGAAGAAAAAAGCAGAGAAGAACAAAAAGCAAAAUCUAAAGAAGAGCGGGCAGCUAAAGAAGAUAUCAACUUUAUGAUGCAGGUAAAAAGUUCUCGAAAGGCGACUUCAAAUACCAAGCCACCUAAGAGAGGUGGUCCUACCAAAGAUAAAGAGGAAUCGGAUGACGACACUAGUACGGCAGGAACCUUUACCACUGAGACGACCCUCGUCGACGCUAACGUAAAGGAAUACCAGGAUCAAAUAGAGAGUUUGAAGCAAGAAUUGGACAUCUUAAAAAAACGCUGCGAACGAGUGGAAAAAGAGAAGAGCGACAUCUUGUUACGUCGUCUGGCUAACAUAGACACCGCCAAUAAAUACACUACAGGUCGUUCUUCGGAGGUCCUAAAGCUACAGCAGAAGGUCAAUGAACUCACUGCGGUUAAUGAAGAUCUAAGGGACGAGAAGAAACAUCUAACGUUGAAGGUCAAGGAAAUUGAAUGUGAACUGGAGGGAAGACCGUCAGCGGAGGCACAGGCACGUCAAAUAGAACAGUUGCGAGCGAAGUUGUUGGCUGCAGAAACGCUGUGCGAAGAACUAAUGGACGAAAAUGAGGACAUGAAAAAGGAGUUGCGAGACUUGGAAGAAGAAAUUGAGGAAAUGCAUGAUAACUUUAGGGAGGACCAAGCAGACGAAUACUCGUCUCUCCGAAGGGAGUUAGAACAAACAAUAAAGAACUGCCGGGUACUAUCUUUCAAGUUGAAAAAAACUGAGAGGAGGGCAGAACAACUCGAACAAGAGAAGGCUGAUCAGGAAAAGAAACUUUUAGAGAUAGUAGGAGGUCAGGAGGGUCUAUCACGCGAGAACCGCAUCAAGGAGUUGGAGCAAGAGGUGGCUCGCUCUACAGAAGUUGCGCUACGACUGCAGCGCGACCUCGCUGAGGCCACUGCUAAACUUUCAGCCGUCUCAGGAGCACCGCCUGCUAAUGUAAAGAAGAACGCGCCACCGGCAGAUGGGCAAAAAGUAUCCCGAUCAUCCCUAACACGUGGCGGUAGUCAGGAGGACCCCGCUCAGUUGCUUCGGGAUCUCCAAGAUUCCUUAGAACGCGAAGCGGACCUACGUGAACAACUACGCAACGCCGAAGAAGAGGCAAAUAAUUUACGUAAAACUGCGUCACGGGUCGAAGAUGACAAUGAAUCCUUGCUACUUCAGCUGAAGAAAAUGGCUACCAAAGCCAGAAGUCGCAAAUUAUCUCCAACACCUCCUACAAACAGACUUGCGAUUGAAGCCCCAAAUGAAAAAGAUGAAGGUAUCUCUGACGAAGAAGAUCCUGCGGAACUGCGCCUUCUCCUUGAACUCAACGAACAGGAAGCAGCAGUUUUACGACGAAAGGUAGAAGAUUUGGAACAAGACAGAGAAUCAUUGAAAAAACAAGUCAAGGAAUUAUCGGACAAAAUUACAAUAAAUAACAAGUCAGUAACUACUUCGGUAACACUAAGGAAAAAUACAGCCAAAGGUAAUAAUUUAGCAGAGGAAAAAGUUAAGGUACUAGAAGAUGAGAUUGCUGAACUACGAAAAAAGCUCAUUGAAAAGGAAAGAGAUUGCGAAAGAUUGCAUGCCGAACUAAGUUUAGCACAAAAGAAGCCAAAGGGGUCGCUCAUAAAAAGCAAGUCUCUCGACGGCUCGAGUGAACAACAAAACGUAGAUUUAAAACGACAACUCCAAGUUAUUGAACAAGAAGCUAGUGUGUUAAGAGCAAAAACACAAAGUCUCGAAGCUGACAACGAACAGCUUCAAGCUGAAAACAAAAAAUUACAGCUUUUGAAGAACACUAAAACGUUACGAUCAGAUAAAACAGUGGAACACAAUGCAAAUAAAAUUUUACAACUAGAAAAGGAAUUGAAAGAAGCUGCAGCUAAAAUCAAAGAGUUGGAAAAUAACAAAGAAAAAGAAGAAAAAACCGAAAAGAAAGUUAGAUUUGGGGAAAUCACAAAGAAAGACACUGAAGUCCUCAAAGCAAAACAAGAUGAACUGGAUAGAUUGAAAAUUAAUUACAAUAAGCUUGAGAAAGACAACGCAAAACUACAUGCAACAUUAAAAGCAUUAAAAGAAGAAGCAAUGAAAUCUUUCCAGCCCCGCUCCCCAAAAAAACUGACUGAUCUCACAACAAAACUUCAAAUGAAAAAAAUGGUAGAGGAACUUGAAGGCGAAAUAGGAGAACUGUAUGUCGUCAUGAAAAAUGCUGGUCUUUCUUCAAAAGAGAUUAAUACAAAAGCGCAACUUGAAAAAGAUAUUGAAGAAAUUAAAUCAAAGUUAUUAAAGAAUGAAUCAGAAUUUAUAAAUGAAAAGAAUAGAUUACAAACUGAAAUAGCAAAAUUAAAGGAUCUCAAUACUAAGUUAGAUAGUGAUAAAUCAGAACUUAAUGUAAAAUGCAAAACUUUGGAGACCGAGAAGGACAAAGUAGCAAGUGAAUUAAAAUCAUUUAAGGAUAAAAAUAAUAGUCUAGAGACUCAAAUUACUAAACUUAACAAUGAAAUAAGUAGCUCUUCCUCGCAGAAAACAGCAAUGAGUGAUUGUAUGAAGAAAAUUGAAACCUUAAAAAAAGAUCUGGACACGAAAGAUAAGGAAAUAGAUAAAUUAAAACAACAAGUGGAAAAUGUAAAUAAAUUAGACCAAGACAAGAAUAAAUUGCUCAAAGAGGUUGGUGAUAAGACGAAAAAAAUUACGGAAUUGGAAAAGAAGUUGAAAGAGUCUGAGGAGAAAUGUAAACGUAUAGAAAAGCAACUGGCUACUCGUAAAGAUCGUGUUUCUAAACUAGAGAAAGAGCUAUCAGAAGAAAAGGAACAAUCUGAAGCACUGGUCAGUUCUCACAGGCGACUAUCUGUUGAAUUAACAAGUGAAAAAGAUGAAAUAUAUACAAAGCUCAUUAAAGCAGAAACAAAAGUUAUAACACUAGAAACUGAAAUAAGAGAAAUGAAGACUGAUUACGAAAGUAAAUUAACCCAUUUGGAAUCAACUAUAGCUGCAAAAGAUAUUCAUAUUAAGCAACUGGAGGAUGCUUUCAGAGAGACUUCGAACCAAAAAUACGAUGAAGCCAUAUCGUCUGUAGAAAUGGCACAAAUGAAAGAUAAACUAGAAACCACGAUAAGAAAUCUCGAAGAAAAAGAGAGCGAACUAUUCACUGCUAAACAAGAACUAAAUAAGACUGAAAAGGAAUUAUCAUCACUACAAUCAGAAAAGUCACAGCUUAAAUCUGAAAUGAAUAAAUUAGAAAAUGAAAGAAGAGAACUGGAAACUAAAUUGCAAACAGAGAAAAAAGAAUCUAGCUACUGGGAAAGCAAAGCUUCAGAGCUAGAAACAGAUUUACAGGCAGAACGAAAAAAAUUGGAGCGUAUGCGGAUUGCCCAUGACAAAGAUAUUAAAAAUAAGGAAGCAGAACUAGCAACAUUAAAGGGCAAACUUAAAAUUCUUGAACAAACUUCUGGCGCAGGUGUUAAGAGAAUUGCUGAUCUCAAACAAGAAUACGAAGAAACUGUCAAAAAAUUGGAGCAUUCGCUAGCUGUAGAAAAAGCUGAAUAUGAUGAAUUAACAGGUAAAUACGAAAUUUUAGAAGAGGAACAUGUUGUAACUAAGGCAAGGCUUACUGUAGAGAAGGAGCAAGCUCAAGGAGAGUUAAUGCAUGUCAAAAAGGAACUAAAUAGUGCACUAGCCGAAAUAAAAACUCUUCAAGAUGCGCAUGAAACUCAGUCUGCAACUUGGCAGAAAGACAAGACUGACCUUCAGAAAGAAAUAUCGUCACUGCAAGAAAGACUUUGUGGAGGCGGGUGGGAAGUCGAGAAGGCGCGCUUGACUGCUCGUCUAGAUCAGCGAGAGGCCGAACUGCGCGCUGCCACCGAUCAGCGUGACGUACUCACGCAUCACCACGAUCAAGCCAAGAAGGAGCUGGAAGAAAUGAGAAAGAAACUGGAGGACUACGAGAAAGUGUCCAAAAUACAAAGAAAUUUAACAGCAGAGAACGCGCGCGCCUCGAACACGCGGAGAAGUCUAGAAAGGCCGAGAUCACAGACACUAAGAUGAGAUACGAUAGCCAAUUGAACACAAUGCGAGAUGAGCUCAAGUCUUUGCACAACCAGGUAUCGCGAUUCAGGCGUGAAAGGGACAACUAUAAGCAAAUGCUGGAUGCUGCUCAGAAAACAAUGGGUGAAAUGAAGGACGCCAAAAAAUCUAGCAGGACACCAAGAUCUUCAAUUUCUAGUACAGAUGAGGAGGAGUAUCGCAACAAAUUAGCAGUCCUAGAACAACAGAAUGCAUGCCUUGAAGACGAACUGUGUGAAGCGCGGCUGCUCUCGUCUAAACUCAAGACCGAACUGGUCAGCGAGAAGUCAGCUUCCGAAGUGCGCAUAGCGGAGAUGCAAUCGCGACUGAACGAGUAUGAAGAAGAACGCCUACUGUCAUCUGGAAGGGCACGGGUAGCCGGCCUGGCGACUCGCAUGGAACUGGCGUGGCAUAAGGAACGCGAUGAGCAGCAACGACUGUUGCAGGAAACAUCGACGCUCGCGCGCGACCUGCGCCAGACUCUCUAUGAGGUGGAACGUGAAAGGGAUAAAGAGAGAUUGGAUAUGAAGAGAAGAAUAGAACAACUUAAGAGAACAACGGAAGAGGAGACAGAAGAAGCUAAGAAGAAGGUGACAGAACUGCAAUGCGAUCUUUUGGAAUUGAGAGACGCUCACGCGAAGCUCCGUACGGCUAACGAGAAAUUACGUCGCGACAAAGAGCGCAAUGAUCGCGAUAGGGAUCAGAACAAACUGCUCGUCGCCUCUCUUAAACGAGCGCAACAGGAGGACGACAGAAUAAUAACACAGCUAUUGGAGACCAUAGAAGAUCUCAUGAAACAGAGUCCAGAUUUAUUCCGCAGUGAGCCCAGCGUUAAGCCUGAGAAGAGUUUAGUUACGCCCACUCCACCCAGAAGAAAUAGGUCCUCGAAGUCCCGAUCGAGGUCUGCGACCCCAGAAGGCGGUGAGAACACAGUAGACGUGGUGGCGACGGCGGCGCGGCUCCGUCGGCUGACGGACGAACUGCGCGCGUCGAGAAUAGCUGAGCGCACGCGACGACACAACGUCUCGUCGGCGAGACGGGCCAUGUCUACAGAACCACGCGACACUCUGUCGGUGGCACCGGCCGGGCGGACGCCUUCACGAGCUCCUUCGCUGAAGAAACGAUCUGUGUCGCUGGAACAAACUACUAAGGAACAGAAUGUAAUCUGGAAGUCGGUGGAUGACACCAGCGUUUCGUCGAUGCAAUCCCUGGACGGAGACCUAGAUAAUCGUCUAUUCACGAUGCAACGAGACACCAGCAUGGACAGUCGACUGUCGGGAGGAUCGACCCAAAGUGAUGUCCUCCCAGCUGAAAAGAAAAAGAAGAAGAGUUUAUUCGGUAAAUUGAAGAAGCUAACCAAGUCUCGCUCUAUUGACGACCAAGUAGACCCUGAGGUCGUCGAAUUCCGACCUAUCGGUGCAAUGUCGCAGGGAUCGGAUUCUGAUAUGAGCGCGGCUGGCAGCAAAAGGGAUUUACGCGGUCGACUAUCUGACAUGUUUAGUAGAAAGGGCGCAACAUCACGCGGCAACAGCAAAGAGAAAAGUCCAGAACGUCCAGCGAGCGCGAUGGCAAGCGUGGGCUCGCCGUCGCUUCUGCGCAACUCCAGCUCCUCUACACUGCCACGUUCUCCAUCCAUCGCGCAGAAUCGUAUGCCGAACUCGAGAGCAUCCAGCGCCACCCCAGCCGCGAAGAGGAAAGGGAAAUAA
Molecule: messenger RNA, 6416 nt
Organism: Chilo suppressalis (striped riceborer)
Lineage: Eukaryota; Metazoa; Arthropoda; Insecta; Lepidoptera; Crambidae
Source: the annotation of a GenBank genome assembly